Molecule: messenger RNA, 3700 nt
Organism: Zeugodacus cucurbitae (melon fly)
Lineage: Eukaryota; Metazoa; Arthropoda; Insecta; Diptera; Tephritidae
Gene: DIP-epsilon
Product: interference hedgehog
Exons: 10
Coding region: 1460-3202 (580 amino acids)
Cellular component (GO): neuron projection
Source: RefSeq, a predicted model, not a curated record
AAUCACCCUUUAUUAAACACUGCUACAGUUGCGUGCAAAAUAUUAAUACUCGUUUGAAACUAUUCGUGCUGCUAGUAAAUGUAGCGUGCUGUGAAUGUGUGCUGAAGUUUAUUAGUACAAUAGAUAUAUACAUACAAGUGCGGGUUAAUUAUUAAAAAAAUAUAAAAAGUGAGAAAAUUAUAAAAAAAUAUUAUCUUCUAACAUUUCCACACUUGCUUAGUAGUGUCAAGACAUUUGCGCCGCUGCGCUUCAACGCAUCGCAGUCGCAGCGCACUCGUGUAGGCGUCGUGCAUGCGUGCGUCGCUUUGUGAUUUUCGCGCAUUUUCUCCUUUGUCAAACUGUUGAUUGUUUGUGAUUUGUCACGAUUUUGUACAUUUGCUGCGGCUGUGAUACACAUGGCGGUGUCUUAAAAAAAUCCGUGUGUCACUGCUGUUAUUAUUUUCAAUUUAAACUCGGCCUUUUUGAGAUUUUUGUGCGUUUAUUGGCAUUUCGCUUAUUUCGGUUUGAAUAAAGUGUGAUUUUCAUAACAAUAAAUUUGCAAGUCAGUGAGUAUAUUAAGUAUAUGAGACAAAGUGCUGACAAAAAGGAGUGAGGAUUUAAAAUAUUUUAGGAUUUAAGUGUUCCCUUCAAACGUGAAGCUGCGCGCAGUGACUGCCUGUUUGACCGUUAACAUGUUAUACCACAAAUGCGCCAGCCAAUUAUGUUAAAUGCCAUUUUGAAGUCAGCGCGAAGAUACACCCGCCGCCACUGUUGAAGAGCGCAAAGGCAUUUUCGCCGCACAAGCGGAAAGCGGAAAGCGGCAAAAACGCAAUGCAUACCAAUUAAAAUAUCAUUUAAUGAAAAACCAACAGAGUGCAAGCGUUUCAAGUAAACAAAUGCCAAGCGUACGCAUUGCGAGCUGAGCGCCGACCAUUCAAGUGGCGGAAAAAAGUAAUUCGACUGAUUGCAUUGGUCAGUAAUUAGCAAUGGCGCGCACAUACACAUGCGCACGCAUUAUUAUGUAAUAAGCAUAUAGAAUAAAUGUAUAAAUGUAUAAAACAUGAGGAAUGCGCAUAAAACCAAUUUGUAUGUGGUUGCCAUGAAAUAUUGAAAUGAAAAUAAAAUCAAACGCUCAAGUGCCAGUGCAUGUAGAGUAUGUAUGUAUGUGUGAACAGUGUGUACAAAAACAACACAGCAGUCACGUUCAAAUAAAUAAAAGCAAUUAAAAAAUUAUUAACAAAGUAAUUAAAAAGAGCACAGCUUGCGCGCGCGCGUCACUCUACAUACAUAUGAACAAUUGUGGCGGCCAUUUUGCUAUAAUUUAAUUAAAUACAAAUAAGGUGGCAACGCGAAACUGUUUAUAAAGCGCAGCAGCUGGAGAACGCUUUACAUUGCUGCGCCUACAACAGCAUUUUUGUCAACAAUCCGUCGGUCAGUCAGUCACAGAGACACACAUCACACGCGUGCGCCUGUCCAACUGAUGAAGCGGCAAGCGACCGCAAUGUCAACGCGCCGCCUGGGAUGUGCGCGCCAAAUGACAAGCGCCGCAGCGUUGUUGCUGUUGGGACGCAUGCUCGUAAUUAUCGCGCUCAGCGAGCGGUUGUUAGCGGUGGGCGCGGGCAGCGGCGGUGGCAGUAGCGGCAACGGUGGCGUCGGCGGCAGCAGCGGAAAUAAUGUUGACUCCGAAGAUCCUGAAUUUACGGAUGUCAUUGAUAAUAUAACAGUGCCAGCGGGCCGGAAUGUCAAAUUGGCAUGCUCCGUUAAGAAUUUGGGCUCAUACAAGGUGGCGUGGAUGCAUUUCGAACAAUCGGCCAUAUUGACCGUACACAAUCACGUGAUCACGCGUAAUCCACGCAUUAGUGUCACACAUGACAAGCAUGACAAACAUCGAACAUGGUUCCUGCAUAUCAAUAACAUACAGGAGGAGGACAAGGGUCGCUAUAUGUGCCAAAUCAACACGGUGACGGCGAAGACACAAUACGGAUUUGUCAAAGUUGUCGUACCGCCAAACAUCGACGAUGCACUCACCUCCAGUGACGUCAUUGUGCGCGAAGGUGACAAUGUGACGCUGCGCUGCAAGGCGAAAGGUAGCCCAGAGCCAUCAAUUAGAUGGCGACGAGAUGACGGCAAUAAAAUUGUGAUCAACAAAACGAUGGAAGUACUCGAAGUGGAUGGUGAAGCCUUGGAGCUGGAGCGCAUCUCCCGCCUGCAUAUGGGCGCUUAUUUGUGCAUUGCCACUAAUGGUGUGCCGCCCAGCGUCUCGAAGCGCAUCAAAGUCAGCGUCGAUUUCUCACCCAUGGUUUGGAUACCCCAUCAGCUGGUCGGCAUACCCAUGUACUUCAAUGUGACGCUGGAGUGUUUCAUCGAAGCUAAUCCCACUUCGUUGAAUUACUGGACGCGAGAGAAUGACCAGAUGAUUACUGAGUCCGCUAAGUACAAAACUGAAACACUACCGGGAAACCCCACUUAUAAGGCAACCAUGCGUCUGACCAUAACGAAUGUGCAGAAGAGCGACUAUGGCAGCUACAAAUGUGUGGCGAAAAAUCCACGUGGUGAAAUGGACGGCACCAUAAAGCUUUACAUGUCCAGUCCGCCCACCACGCUGCCACCGCCAACCACAACCACAACACGUCGCACCACAAUAGCGCCAGCCUGGGACAGUUUCAGCACGUCAAUUUAUGGCAUUAUGCCAACCAAUUCGGUGAUUGUCAUCGAUAAAAUGGGCACAAAGUACCAAUCAAAUCUGAAUGAGAUUGGUAAAUCCGAACAAAAGCUAACCGGUGAGAAUCCAAAAGGCUAUGACUGGUCAAAGGAUAAAAGUGCGGCAACAAGAAUGCAAUUGUGGCUGCCACAUGCAUGCGGCUGCAACAGCAACAAUAAGCUAACCUACAUACAACGAAUAUGUUGCAAUUAUGCAAUGCUAAUUGCAUUGGUCGGCAUGCUGCUGAUGACGACGUGCCUGCAGACGGCUAUGAUCAAAGCAACAACAACAACAGCAUCAGCAAUUGUAACAACAACAAAUGGCAGUAAGGCAGCAGCAGUAGCUGCCGCCGACAGUGCAACGAAUAUGAAAGCUGUAAGCGCAAGUGCAACAACAACAGCAAUAGUAUUGAGUGCAGAAGUUGGCAAAACAAUACGAAAGGCGCACACCACAAAUGCGCAUGCACUCACGCACGCACACAAUGAGACGCGUAGCAUAAGCAUAGCAUAUAAGCAGGCGUAAGAACUUAUUUUUCAGAUUGCAUGUGGCGUAAAAUCAAAUUUCAGCAGCAUCACUAGAACAACCAAAUAAACAAACAACUAGCACUAACAGCACCCGCAUUCACUCAUAUACACACACAUUCAUAAGCAUGCAACUAAAUCUGAAUUUUCUCAUAAAUUUCUUUGUUUAUUGGCGUUUUUGAAUGAAGAAACAUUUGAAAAAGAGGAAGUGAAUUACUUUGAAAUGUAAGUUGAAAUCUUAUUUUUUCAUUCAUUUUCAUUAUCAAUUGCAUUUAAUAUUAUUUUAUGAUUUUUAUACGAUUUUUUUCACAAUUUUUAUUUCAUCUUAUUCAUUAUUUUUUUUUAUUUUUGGAAAUCCUCUUUGGUUUUAUUUUCAUUUUUACACCCUUCAUCUUAACCUCUUACCACCCUCUUCAGCCUCCGAUUUGUUUCUUUUCCUUCAUCGCCUCUUUUCAUUUCGCUCCCUUAAACCAUAAACAACAUACAUAACCUAGAAAAA